CAUACGAUAGCUCACCAGUGAGGAUACAAAUACAGUAACAUAAAACAUUCCUUUUUUAAAACAGUCAAUAAACUUCUGUUCAAUAGAAACAUGAAAUUGUACGGAUUUCUUGUUUCUACAUUGAUUGUGAUCUGCGCCUUCAGUGCAUGUGCUGUGAAAGGAUGGCCUGUUACCAAUCCAGAGGUAGUGGACAGUCUUAUAUUCGCCGAUCCGGAAGAGGCAGCACAAUCGAUGAGAGAAAUCCCCCAGUGGCAUUGCUUGCGAUAUUUCAAGCAUGACAUUCAUCUCAUGCGCCGCUGUAGGAACUACCGGCUACACAUGCUACGUCGGCCAACAGAUACAAUGUAAUGCAUUAUUAAGAACAGUCAACCCUCAUCUACGGUAGAAAUGUUCCGAUGCGUGUAGUUUGUGUUAGAGCAUUUAGAGUAGCAUUUGAGAUUGUUUGCUACUUCCUUUUAUAGACGUGUCUUUAAUCAUCGUACAGUUCAUUCAAAAAUACCUAAACUUGCAACAGGAACACACAACACAGAUAUGAACAUGGCCGUAAAAACAAACUUCCCCAUAUCUAAAAACAUUCAACUAGGAACUGCCUGUGUUCAAAAUGGAAUAAUUAAAAUGUAAAUAAUAGAAGGAAAAAAAACUUAGCAGAACUCGUUACAUUAUUAUACAAAAUUCAAGCUACUGUCCGUAUUCCCAGCAAGGCAUGUAUUAGUCUUAGUUUAUCAAAAGACCAAUAUUCUUUUUAAAAGCUCUACUGCAACUUAUAAAACUACUCAAAGAUCCAUUUAAAUGGCAAAAAAUACUGCCCCAUUGUGUGCACCAAACAUCGGCUAACAAAAGAAAACCGCUUACAAUCGCUAGAGCCAUGAGUGCUAAAGGGCCAUGUUGAUAAUUUUGGGAUAACAUAGAGAAGUAAGUGCAUAGUCAGAUGUAUAGCAGAAGAGCACACACAAAACGUUUAACAAAUAAUAAAAGGAAUUCAAAACUUCACUACUUCAACUAAAGUAUCUAAACUUAAACUAUAACUUAUUAGCAUAAACAUGUGGUCCAUAUUUGAACGAGUUCAACAAGUGGUUGCUUAAU
Messenger RNA from Anopheles moucheti, 1083 nucleotides. RefSeq lists its product as uncharacterized. Bases 91 to 348 code for a protein of 85 amino acids. The transcript is spliced from 3 exons. The record is from RefSeq and is a predicted model, not a curated record. NCBI's taxonomy places the organism in Eukaryota, Metazoa, Arthropoda, Insecta, Diptera, Culicidae.